CCGUUUCGAUACCUGUCCGGAUUAAGCCCCUCAAAAAAAUUCAUAUUUUUAUUUUGGUCGCUGAUAAAAUGCGUGAACGUAUUCGCAGCUUUAUACGUUCGAACCGCUGCCUUUGUAUUUUUAGCGUGAUGCAGAUGACUUUAAUGCUGUCGAUGCUUGAGGUUAAAAUUCAGGUUGAAAAAUCCGCGGAGCUCCAGCGAUCCGUAACCCGAGUUUACCUGGUGGCCAAGCCAAGGGACUUGGCCUGCAGUCCUCUGUAUUCCGUGUUUGCCAUGGGUGCCCUGUUCUACGGGUACGGACUGAUCUACCUUCGCACCAAGGGAUCCCCCGGGGGAUUCCUCUCCAGACUCCGCAGCUCCGGUCUGUCCGUGUGGCAGAGGAGCAGUCCCGUGAUGCUGCUGCCGUGGUGCAUGAAGGUGCUCCAGGGACUCGCGCUCUUCCCCUUGCACCUGUGGGAGUGCCUGAGGAAGGAAUCCUGCCUCGGGGCGGACCACUUCCUGCUCUUCGCCAUCGUGGCCGUUCUGUUUUGGAACUACCAGAUGGUCCUGGCCAUCGCCUCCUUUGUGGCGGCAGUGGGGCUCAACCUCCGGAUGCAGGGAGCCCGGUACAUUCGGAACAGGAACCACGAACUAAGGGCCUACGCCCAAGGAAUCAACGCUCUGCUCGGCUUCGAAAUGAUAGUGAACGCGUGAUUGGAUUUAGGCUGCAUGUAUGUAUAUACUCGUUAGUUCACAAAAUUGUAAUCUCUCUUACGAAGCUUCCUAAAAUUUGUAUAAAAAUGGAAUCCUAAUUUAAAAGAAUCAUUUCAUGAAUUUAUGUAUAUUUGAUCUAUAGUAAAAAUCUGAAUUUAUUUAUACAUUUUGAAAUGGCAA
Messenger RNA from Drosophila ficusphila, 872 nucleotides. RefSeq lists its product as uncharacterized. The transcript has a single exon. The record is from RefSeq and is a predicted model, not a curated record. NCBI's taxonomy places the organism in Eukaryota, Metazoa, Arthropoda, Insecta, Diptera, Drosophilidae. The coding region runs from base 69 to 692 and encodes 207 amino acids.